Molecule: messenger RNA, 3133 nt
Organism: Labeo rohita (rohu)
Lineage: Eukaryota; Metazoa; Chordata; Actinopteri; Cypriniformes; Cyprinidae
Gene: pcsk9
Product: proprotein convertase subtilisin/kexin type 9
Exons: 13
Coding region: 255-2255 (666 amino acids)
Biological process (GO): proteolysis
Molecular function (GO): serine-type endopeptidase activity
Source: RefSeq, a predicted model, not a curated record
AUGGGCUGUUUCCUGGUUGCAUUCGCACUGGCAGCAGGAACUCUGAAACUGCAGACAGCGAUGUCUUUAUUCACGCCAUUUACAAAUGUCAAAAACUGGUGAAUGGAGGACGCUGAGAUCGGAGCUGUUUUUAUUGGGUGUCGAGAUGGAAUGUAAACGCACAAUUUACACGAUUGAAACAGCACGAAGUGUUACAUAUAAUCAAGGCUGAGAAAAGAACACAAUGCUGCAGUCAACAGUUUAGUGUCCACAGAAUGAAAAGCUUCGUCACGGUGUGCUGUCUGAGCAUUCUGCUGGGUCUUGUGGCUGUAGUUGAGAGUGAUGAAGACUACACUGAGGAUGAAGAGAUGAUCCUGUCUUUAAUUCUGCAGGAUGACACCCAGCCUGAAGCAGAGAGCAGGCCAUCCGCCCAGUUUUACAGGUGCACUAAGGACGCUUGGCGCAUGCCAGGUCAGUAUAUAGUGGUGAUGCGGAACGGAACGCAUGUGAACCAGGUGGAGCGCACUGCGCGCAGACUCCGCGCAAAAGCUGCCAAACGCGGUUAUCUGAUCGAAAUCCUGCAGACCUAUUCAGGAGCUUUUUACGGGUUUUUGGUGAAAAUGAGCAGCGAUGUUCUUCACAUGGCAGUAAAGCUGCCCCAUGUGGAAUACAUUGAAGAGGAUUCCUCCGUCUUUGCCCAGAGCAUCCCAUGGAACCUGCAGCGCAUCCUUCAAAACAAACAUGAGCCUGGAAAAUACUCACCACCCAAUGAUGGAGCAAAGGUGGGAGUGUAUCUUUUGGACACAAGCGUUCAGGUGACUCAUCGUGAGAUUGAGGACAGGGUGAUGGUGACGGACUUCAGCAGUGUGCCGGAGGAGGAUGGGGUUAGAGUUCACAGACAGGCUAGUCUGUGUGACAGUCAUGGGACGCACAUAGCAGGUGUGGUCAGUGGACGGGAUUCAGGUGUAGCUCGAGGAGCCAGUGUAAACAGCGUUCGAGUGUUAAACUGCCAAGGCAAGGGUACCGUGUCAGGAGCUUUGGCAGGUCUGGAGUAUAUCCAAUCAUCUCUAAUGUCUCAGCCUAUCAGACCUGUGGUCCUACUGCUGCCAUUUGUAGGAGGAUUCAGUCGCACACUCAACGCUGCCUGCAGGAAAAUGGUGGAAUCUGGGGCAGUACUUAUUGCUGCAGCUGGUAACUACAACGAUGAUGCUUGUCUGUACUCACCAGCCUCAGAACCCGAGGUGAUAACAGUAGGAGCCGUUAAUUUUGCUGACCAGCCCUUGAGCACUGGGACGACAGGCACCAAUGUGGGUCGCUGCGUGGAUGUGUUCGCACCUGGUGAUGACAUCAUCAGUGCUUCCAGUGAUUGCUCCACCUGCUUCACCACUAAGAGUGGAACAUCACAGGCAGCAGCACAUGUCGCUGGUAUAGCGGCGGUGCUUCUAAAUCUGAGUCCGAACUCCAGUUCUGCUGAGCUUCUACAACAGCUACGCUAUCAUUCAGUCAAACAAGUCAUUAACCCUGAGUCUCUGCCAUUGAACCACCGUCUCACUACACCCAACAUGGUGGUUGCCCUGCCCGACCCGAAAUCCACACUCACAGGAGAGGAUUUGCUCUGUAGAUCUGUUUGGUCUGAGAGGUCAGCUGCUAAAGGUUUCGCCACAGUUACAGCCCGCUGUCGCCAGGGUGAAGAGAUGCUGAGCUGCUCCAGUUUUUCACAAAACGGAGCAAGAGCUGGAGAAAGAGUGGAGGAGAGAGAUGGACAGAAAGAGUGUGUUGCUGUCAAUGGGAAUGGAGGGCAAGGUGUGUUCGCUGCAGCGCGCUGCUGCACAGGCCAUAAAGCUCAGUGCCAGAUGUUAGAGAGUCCCAAGAGAGGCGAAGAUGCAGAAUGUCCUCCAGAUCACCAGCUGACAGGCUGUAGUUCUUCCUCUUCAACUGGAGACGUAUCGGACUCUGGUCGCCCUCUACAUGGCAGCCGCAGGGCAUGUCCUGCUAAAAGGGGUGCAACGUCAUACGCCUCCUGCUGCCACACGUCCUCUCUGGAGUGCCGGCUAAAAGAACAUGACUCUACGGGUCUCAGCGAGCAGGUGGAAAUUUCAUGUGAGGACUCAUGGACGCUGACAGGCUGUCAGGGUCUGUCACAUGGUUCUGUCAUUCGCGGAGCAUUUGCUUUGGGAAACACCUGUGUAGUUCACACAUCUGGAGAAGACAAAGGAGCUGCCGCUAUCGCUACAUGCUGCAGGCACCGCCUGUCCCACCAGCCAUCUGACCACUGAGGGACGUGUGUUCUUCCUUUUCUCAUUUCUCUAAGCACGUAACCAUUGGACGUAACUGCUGUAACACAUAUAAUAGUUGGAGGUGUUACACAAGUGAGCUCAGUUCUGUCACUUACACAACAUAAGUCCAUUGCAUCAUUGCAUCAAGUCCAUAACUGGUUCUGGAUAUAACCACAUACAAUCUAGACACUCUACAAGGGGUGUUAAAACACUUUAAAAGACGUUUGAACUGCAAAACACAUUUAUACGUGCAUUAAUAUUAGCAAUAAUUAUUUUCAUGUUACGGCUAUAAAACUCUAUACUAUUUUAAGUAAUAAUAAAAAACACUAAAAUUAACAAAUUGUGAAUUCAGGCAUCACUGAAAAAUGGGUAUUCAUUUUCAGAUUUGCUAAAAAUUAUAUUUAACAGUGGUAAAGUUAGCAAUAAAUGACAGCUAGCUGUAAAAAAAAAAUACAGAAAACAAGCAUGUACAAUGAAAUAUGCAACAUCAGCCAAUAUAUUUAAAAUAUGCACCAAAACUGCUAAAUUAAAGUAUUUUCAAUAUCGAUUACCUGUAUUAUAGAUAAUACCACGUUGACUGUAUUUAGACCAGUAAUUUUUAUAUUUACAUAUUUUCUGAAAUGGAGAUCUAUUUUCACUAUUUUUGGCAAGAGCGUUAUCUACAAUUAUGCAUGUGCACUGUGUAGUUCUUUUUAUAAAUGUAUAUUUUUAUAUUACAAACUAUGUUAACUUCAUCUAAUGGACUUAAAUGAACUUCAGACUUGACACAUACAAAAUCAGACAGUCUGAGAAGUUGUGCAUUCCAGUUUUUCCUUUUUUAUAUCAAAUGUUUUCAUUGUCAAACUCUGAUGUACAAAUUAAAAUGUGGUUUUAACAUG